Ochlerotatus camptorhynchus is the source of this 1128-nucleotide messenger RNA. Its product is annotated as CLIP domain-containing serine protease HP8-like. Gene Ontology annotation, molecular function: serine-type endopeptidase activity. The transcript is spliced from 4 exons. Bases 34 to 1068 code for a protein of 344 amino acids. Gene Ontology annotation, biological process: proteolysis. Lineage: Eukaryota; Metazoa; Arthropoda; Insecta; Diptera; Culicidae. The record is from RefSeq and is a predicted model, not a curated record.
UUGUCGCGUGUAGUAACUAGCAUUCCAAUUACGAUGAAACUGGUAGUAUUGGUAAUAUUGUUUAUUGAACUGACAGCAGCUCAGUUCAACAGAAUAUUCUGUUCUUAUAAUGAGUUUUGCAUUGACAUUACCAAAUGUCCCGCGUAUAAAAACUACACCGAAGUUAAAUUUCGAAACUGGCCGGAAAGCUUACGAUCAAUGGCAAGGGGCAAUUUGUGCAACCAGGAAAGCGUCAACACAACGGUGGUACUCAGCGUCUGCUGUCCGUCGGUUAUGAAUAACAGGACCUGCGGCACUCAAGGAGACGAUCGGAUAUCCAAAGGCCAAGUGGCGAAGCCAUUCGAAUUUCCAUGGAUGGCGCUGCUACGGGACAAAACUGGUGGAUUUGUCUGCGGCGGAACACUCAUAAGUAGUCGAUAUGUCCUCACAGCUGCCCAUUGUACUAAGUAUGCAGCUAUAGUAUCGGUAAGGUUAGGAGAAAACGACAUCAAUCAAGAUGAGGAUUGCAUAGUUCUAGAUGGCGAAAGAGAGUGCGCCCCUCCACCGCAGGACAUUGCAGUUGAAAUGAAAAUUCAGCAUCCCAGUUAUAGCGAUAGGUACAAGAAGAACGACAUCGCUCUUCUUCGAUUGCAAAAAGCAGCUACUUUGCACAAUAGUGUUAAAACGAUUUGCCUCCCGGACGGAACCCCAGGUCAGCGGAUGCUGGAACCAUCGUCCUACACCGUGUCCGGUUGGGGAAUGACCGAGCACGGCACAAUGUUCGACGUGCUUAGAUACGCUGUGGUACCAUCAGUCUCACUGGAGAGAUGUGCCGUAAGCGUGCGUAAUCUACUUUCUGCAGUGCGACUGGACACGAGUCACGUUUGUGCCGGUGGAAUUGAUCAGAUUGACAACUGUUCCGGAGACUCCGGUGGACCGUUACAGUACAUUUCCAAUACAACGUCCCGGUUUGUCCAGCAGGGUGUCAUUUCAUUUGGAAUUCGGUCCUGCGGAAAGGAAAGUGAACCAGGUGUGUACACUAACGUGGCACAUUUUAUCAGUUGGAUCUUUGAGCAUGUGGAUGAAUAGUGAUGAACUUUCUUAAGGUGAAGCGGAACGUCAUUCAACAAUGGCUGUCUUUGCCAUGUA